AUGGCCCGUGCUCAGCAGGAGCACUGGAAGCCCAUCUUCGCAGGAUCACCUCUGAGCCAGGAUGCGGUCAAGGCACGCCUGCGCGAGCACCUCCCUCACUCCGACGCUGCCUGCCCGCCUCCGCGGAACAUCAGCCGAGGCGCGCUCUGGAGCGUGCCCGCCCGCCCGUCGGCCGACUUUGUCCGCACCUCUCACCCCGAUCUACAACCGACCCAGGACAGAGACGAGUUCCAGGAGAAGUUCACGAUCCUCACCGCCGAGUACAACCGGGUGAUGAACAUGAGCGACGAGCAGAUCUUCUGGGAGGCGUUCGACACGGGCAUCACGAGGAUGGCGACCAAGAGGGUGGACGGGCCCUCCCUGAACCCGUGGGAGAGGAAGUUCCGGCAGAGGGCUCGCGAGCAGGGGCGGUUGGAGGUGGACGAGCUGGAGUACGACGUGGACUGCCGGAAGCAGGCGGAGCUCUACCUGGAGGGUUGCGCGGUGGACCCGUCCAUGGAGUCCUGCGGCGCCGACGACAGGUCCGCGGAGGUGCUCCAGGAGCUGGGCGUGCUCCCCCCCGAGUAA
Molecule: messenger RNA, 567 nt
Organism: Prorocentrum cordatum
Lineage: Eukaryota; Dinophyceae; Prorocentrales; Prorocentraceae
Source: the annotation of a GenBank genome assembly